UUACUUGCUGUAGAACCAGUCUUUACCCGUCUCUCGACUCAGCGUUAUGGAGUACUCAGGAGACCUUGACCGAUACAAAGAGCGAGCGAUUUCUCUGUUAAACGACCAGGUGGGGUGGAAGACCUCGUCUAAAUCAAAGGAAAACAUACUGAUAGAAGCCAAACCCUCUGAACGCCACAACUGUUCCAUCAACCGUCAGACCAUCCAGGUGAAUGCGCCGCUGAAAGUUGUCAUGGAAACGGUGUCCCUCACGCCGGGCUCGAGAAGGACCGAGUGGGAUACGGACGUCCAAGAAGUCCGAGAGAUCCAGCGGAUAUCUGACACGGCCUGGGUGCAGCUGAUCAGGACGAAUGGCCUGGGUGCAGGAGUCAUCUCACCCCGGGAGUUUGUUGACGUCAUACAGACGGUGGAGCAAACAGAAAACAGCGUCAUCAUUACAGGUAAUCAGAUCUGUACAGGUAGGAUGUAG
Molecule: messenger RNA, 469 nt
Organism: Physella acuta
Lineage: Eukaryota; Metazoa; Mollusca; Gastropoda; Physidae
Product: stAR-related lipid transfer protein 5-like
Molecular function (GO): lipid binding
Source: RefSeq, a predicted model, not a curated record